Molecule: messenger RNA, 1153 nt
Organism: Perkinsus marinus ATCC 50983
Lineage: Eukaryota; Perkinsozoa; Perkinsida; Perkinsidae
Exons: 12
Coding region: 40-1053 (337 amino acids)
Biological process (GO): negative regulation of protein tyrosine kinase activity; intracellular signal transduction
Cellular component (GO): cytoplasm
Molecular function (GO): protein kinase inhibitor activity
Source: RefSeq, a predicted model, not a curated record
UGAAUUGAAUUCCCUUUCACCCAACCUUUACGGGGUGUCAUGGACACAUGUCCCGAGAACUCGGUCAAACAAGCUCGCCACCGACAAAUGACCUGCGGCUGGGAUUCUGACGUCGACCCCUCGGUUGAAGAUGUCGAGAGCGUCGCUAGUGGCCCAGAUUUGCACACUGCGAUAGUAGGAUUGCCACCAGGAGCCGAGAUUGUAGAUGAAGAGAGCAAAUUGACUGAGAAGGUUCCGGAACUUCUAGAGACUAUGAAUUCAUCGGCUGAGCGAUUGAAUACUCUAGAGAGGGAGCUCGGCGCCGUAGAGAAGCGGAGACAUCAUCUAGCAACCGAGUGGAGGAAAAGAAAACAACAACUUUUGCCACUUAUCGGCCGGUCGGUACUAGAGAGGACCAAAGCCUAUUAUGAAGCCUGUGCUCUUCUGGGAGACUCUCAGCAGGCGGUCCAUACAGCUACUGGCCAAUUUAAGAAAGCAGUCGAGGAAGUGGAUAGGAUAAAGCUGCUUAUGGCAGGAGCAGAGGAUGAGUUCUCCGCCAUUGAAGAGGAGGAUAAUGCGGACGUUCAUGCUAGUGGCACGGCUCGAGAGUCUGUCUCGACUGGCAGUACUGUGGGAGAUGAUAAGGAUAGUGACCCUGUUGAGGCAGCUCCCAGCAGUAAACCCGGAAGGCAUAGAACUAGCAGCAUUGUUUUGAAGACUGCAGAUGAGCAGAUCCGACUUGCAGAGCUUUCGGCUAAGCUGUUGGCUGCCCAAUCUGCUCGGGAUGCUGCCGAACGUGCUUGCGUGAUGAGAACGUCUGAGUACCGAUCCCUUCAAAUGCUUAUCGCUCGGUUGAAGAAAGACGCCACUGAACGCGCUAUAAAGAAAGCCGAGCCUUGGUAUAACAACUUCGCCACAUUCUCCGAAAUGAGCAACAGAGAGCUUGCCAAAGCUGGGAAGCUGAAGGCAAGCAUUCGAGCGACGAAAAAAGAGUAUCAGGAGGCGAUGCAGUCUCUCGAGCAGAUAUCGAAUAAAGUUCAUGAGUCUCGGCGAGGGAACGACGAAGGAAUCUAAAACGUACUUCUGUCGAUGCCUGUACACUGUUAAAUAUGCUAUCAUAAUGACUGUAUUAUUGCUAACCACGAAUGUCUUAUUUUUGUCACCUUCGGGAUGG